AUGAAGCCAACUCCUCUCCCACGCGUAACAAUCGUGCUUGUCAAGAACGCUACAACGACCUCCUCAGCGACGCCUACCUCGUCGGUGCUUCUGUCAACUCGCCCGCGUUCCAGAACACUGUUAUCCGCGCUCUCGCACAGGCUCUGUGGAAGGAGGAGUUCGAUGCAGCGAGGAGUCCAUUUCCGCAUCACAGUUCCGCGAUCCCGUGGGCGAGAAAGACGUGGGAGAAAGCAAAUGGGAGAGCUGAAGGAGAGAAGUUGGCCGAGUUUGCGGUGGAUGUUGCGGCAAGGAGGGUCUUCGUCGUAG
Ramularia collo-cygni is the source of this 306-nucleotide messenger RNA. RefSeq lists its product as uncharacterized. The transcript has a single exon. The coding region runs from base 1 to 306 and encodes 101 amino acids. NCBI's taxonomy places the organism in Eukaryota, Fungi, Ascomycota, Dothideomycetes, Mycosphaerellales, Mycosphaerellaceae. The record is from RefSeq and is a predicted model, not a curated record.